Messenger RNA from Botrytis cinerea B05.10, 1275 nucleotides. RefSeq lists its product as hypothetical. The transcript has 2 exons. The coding region runs from base 69 to 1121 and encodes 350 amino acids. The record is from RefSeq and is a predicted model, not a curated record. Lineage: Eukaryota; Fungi; Ascomycota; Leotiomycetes; Helotiales; Sclerotiniaceae.
GGUAGACGCUUAACUUACGUCUUCAUCUCUCUCACAUUCUCAGUCUCGUCUUCAAGACAUCUUUCAAUAUGGCUCUACGAGUUGCACAAGUCUGCGGCAUCUGGUUCUGGCUCGCCUUCGCCUUCUUCCUCUUCGUCAUCUUCCACCAAUCUGAUCUCGUGCUCCCCACCCCCACCCACACCCCCAACCUCGACUCACCCUCUCCAUCCACUCGCACCCCCCUCACCACCCAACAACGCAUCUCGCGCUCCGAAUCCGCCUGGCGCACCUCCGUCUCGCUCCGCCACGAAAUGUCCUCCCACCACCCCAAAUAUCCACACAUCCCAUUCUUCCCCGCCCAAAAACUCUCCGACUUUGCCAAAACCCCCUACACGCUCUGGGACUUCUUCCCCGCCACCUGGACCUGUCCGCACGACAUCCAGCGCGUGGGGCGUCUGGGCGAUGGCGGAAAAUGGGUUUGCGGCAUGAGUCUCUACGAGAAGCAUCACUCUCCAUCGCCCUCCACCAGCUCCGCGCAAACCGCACAACCAGCCGAUCCCGAACCCGGCAUAACCAUCUACAGUUUCGGCGUCAACGACGAAUCCACCUUCGAAGCCGAGAUGCUGACUCGCAUCCCCCUGGCCCAAAUCUACGCCUACGAUUUCUCCGUCACGAAAUUCGGCCCGCAGCUCUCCUCAUCCCACGCCUCGCGCGCGCACUUCCACAAAUACGGAUUAGGCGCGAAAGAUAUCCCCUCGCGAACACCUCCCUUCUACACGCUGCAAACGCUCAUGAAGCAGAAUAGCCAUUCCUACAUCGACAUACUGAAGAUUGAUAUCGAGGGUUCGGAGUACACGGCGCUGGAUUCGUUUAUGGAUUUCCAUGACAAGGAGAGGGGUGGGAGUGGGAAGUUACCGGUGGGUCAGGUGAUGAUCGAGUUGCAUUUGGUGGAUGAUGAACAUGUGCAUUUCGAACGCUUUACGAAGUGGUGGGAGCGUUUGGAGGAAUUCGGCAUGAGACCUACGUGGUUCGAGACGAAUUUGUUGGCCGUGACGCUGGGAGAGGGAAAGACGGAUCCUAGGUGUGUGGAGUAUGUGUGGGUUAAUGUAAACGAUGAGAGGAGUAUUUUGUUGGGAGAGUAAAGUUUGGAUCUUGGGGGUGUAAGAAUGAUCCAAAGAUCUAUAUUUUCUUAUUUUCUGGUGUGGGCAUCUGUCCCUGAUUUGAGAUUUGGUUAAGGCGGUUUGUUUUGGACUCUUGGUACAUAUGGGUAUGGAAAUAAGUUUGAAUGACUGAUCA